Molecule: messenger RNA, 840 nt
Organism: Emiliania huxleyi CCMP1516
Lineage: Eukaryota; Haptophyta; Isochrysidales; Noelaerhabdaceae
Product: Serine/threonine-protein kinase
Exons: 2
Biological process (GO): protein phosphorylation
Molecular function (GO): protein kinase activity; ATP binding
Source: RefSeq, a predicted model, not a curated record
AUGCUGCUCGGGCGACUUCGAUCGACGAGUGCGAUCAGCCGCCGAUCGUUUGCCCGCAUCGCCCGUCGCGCGUUCCAUCGGCCGGUUGCUUGCACGAGUGCUUCCACCGCCGCCGCCGCCGCCGCCGCCGCCGCCGCCGCCGCCGCUGCCGCCGCCGCCGCCGCGGUGCAGCACGGCGCUCCAGCAUCUGCGGAGAGCGGGCGCCGACGGGUCACCGAUGACUACUCCCUUGGCGCGGAGCUUGGAUCGGGACACUUUGCGACCGUCCGACGCGGGGUCUGUCUGCGCACUGGCAAGGAGGUCGCCGUCAAGAUAGUGCCCAAGACGAUGCAGACGGCAGAAAGCAUCCGCCACGAGUGCACCGUGCUGCAGCGCGUGAGCAUCCACAAGCGCGUGGCCUCGCUCGAGGCUCUCUAUGAAACGGACGAGCACUUUUACAUCGUGAUGGAGUACGUGUCGGGCGGGGAGCUUUUCGAUCACCUCUGCGAGCAUGGCGCGUACUCGGAGCGGGAGGCGGCGACUCUCAUCUCCGAGCUGGCGGGGGCGAUUGCGAUCUGCCACGCGCAAGGCGUGGCGCACGCCGAUAUCAAGCCCGAGAACCUCUUGCUGACCCACGACGGCCACGUCAAGCUGGUCGACUUCGGGCUCUCCUGCCAGUACGUCAACAACGAGCGCAGGACCGCAUUCGGCUGCGCUCUAGGCGCGUCGGGCACGGCAGCGUACUGGGCGCCGGAGGUCUGGGGCUCUGGGUCGCCGGGGCUCACAAACGACAUGUGGGCGCUGGGUGUGCUCACGUACAUGCUGCUCACCGCGAGUCACCCCUUCGACGACGAGGGCCAG